UCUGAAUUGACUUAUGGAGAUUCUUCCGGGUAUAUCUGGUCCUCAAGAAUUAUGCCAGUCACCUCUGGCGAGUUUAUUUGUAGAGAGGAUUCCCCCAUAGAAAAAUCUCUAGUACCCCUUCCAUAUCAGGUGGAAGAAAGACAUUAGGCUCCCAUCACCAAACUUUGAAGAAUCUCUACAUAUCGACCAACCUUAGCUGACCAGUCUAGAAUAUCUGAUCUCUUCUAUCGUGUAACCACAAGGAUCAGCAACAUGGCGAUCUCCCAUGACCCGCCCAGCGUCCUGAUCGGUCCAGGCGAUUUUCACACUGGCCCCUACUAUAUCAUCAUCAGCGGAUUACCGGAACGGACGAGCUGGCAAGAUGUGAAAGACUUCAUAAAGAGCCAAAUCCCAUGGAAACUCGACCUCUACGUUAGCAUCUUCGGAAAACGUCAGGAUUCAGGUUGGGUCCGUGUUGUGGGAUUCAAGGCGUUCAAUCAUGUGAGGAGAGUUUUGGGAGAGUCACUUUUUCGAGGCCGAGAGAUACUCGCCCACAACCCCGGUUACGACGAGACUGGAACUGGCCUCGUCCUAGUCAGAGCUCCCUUCUUCAAAGAUCGAGGCCUCUUCAUCAACCCAGAAGCGUUGGCUGAUCCUGAUACUACCGGCUCGAUUGUUCAAGCAGCAGAGGAGUAUAUCACCGCGACCACCCCGAUAGCAUCAAAUGCGUCCUCCGAGCAAUCCUAUCCAGAAACUUGCGCGACCUCACAACAAGCACAAGCACAAGCACAAGCCCAAGCCCAAGCACAAUUACCAAACCUCUUCCCCCCCACACCCCCCAACACUCCCAAAGCCUCCCGCUCAAUCUCCGAGCCCUCCCUCUCGGGAUUUCGGAAAGUUGCAAUCACGUGGCGAGAAGACUCUAUUAGUAACGCCACCCGUAAAUCAAAUACUCAUCCCGCUUCCGCAUUGUCUCUCUCCCCAAACACCCAAGAAAAAAUGGGUUCCCAGAUCAAGUCCGAGCUCGCCCCUCUUCUAGCCCGCGGCGGCAGCGGUCCUAUGCAUCCUCUCGAAACACUCGAAUGUUUCCCUGGUAUCGCUUUGGCAACGUUUAGUUCGCAUGAGCUUGCCAGGCGGGCGAUCAAGGUGUUGAGACAAUCGGAACGGUUGAAUGCGAGGCCGGUGGUGGAUGAGGUGUCGUCACGGGAGGAGGUGCAGGCGACGUCGCAGGGACAGAAGGCGGCGGCGACAGCGGGGAAGAAGAAGGUGGGUAAGAGGAGGGCUGGGGCUGGUAGGACUGCGUCUGCUCCUGCCGCGGUAGAGGGAGAAUCUGGGGCUGGAGCUGGGGUUGGGUGUGAUAUGGGUGAUGGGUUUCAGCAAACAACACAGGGGAAAGAUAAGGAGACUACGCCGUUGACCUCGGCGAAGAGGACUUCGACCACAACCUCAACCGCUGCUCGCAAGACUCCAGCCGUGCUUAUCGUCAACGGUAGCUGGAAGAUUUAGAACCCUAAACCCCAUACGACUAUCAUAUGGGCUUCGACACAAAGAGGAGGUUUAUUACGAGCUAACUGAAAUACAAGGAGAAUGGACACAUUGAUGGUCAGCAGUUGGCUCACAGCAGAUGGAUAUGGGAGUUUCACAUGAGAGCAGAAGAACAAGAAUGCAUACCUGGAUGAACUGUUGAUGAGCAUAAUGAGGCUACGAGGCUACGAUUAGGUGCACACAAGACGGAGUUUGGAUCGGUAUACAACAAGUUUAUUAUUUAUGUACAGCCAGUAGACUGUUUAAUCCCUUUCUUCUCUUUCAUUCCCUGUUUUCUUCUUGGGCUACAGCAGGCACAUGAAAUAGGUACAUGCAAAACGGUUGAUUGUCUUGUGAGAAUAAGA
Molecule: messenger RNA, 1868 nt
Organism: Neurospora crassa OR74A
Lineage: Eukaryota; Fungi; Ascomycota; Sordariomycetes; Sordariales; Sordariaceae
Exons: 4
Coding region: 253-1485 (410 amino acids)
Source: RefSeq, a predicted model, not a curated record